Molecule: messenger RNA, 552 nt
Organism: Volvox carteri f. nagariensis
Lineage: Eukaryota; Viridiplantae; Chlorophyta; Chlorophyceae; Chlamydomonadales; Volvocaceae
Exons: 5
Coding region: 1-552 (183 amino acids)
Source: RefSeq, a predicted model, not a curated record
AUGGAAUGGUUACCACGAGCACGUCAGGUACUGCACACGUUGGACGAGCUUACAGCUGGGUUUACAAGCAUGCAGAUGGAUGGGCACAGCACAGCACAGCGAUCAGCACAGCACAGCGAUCAGCACAGCACAGCUCAGCAGCGCACGGCACCCUCCAGCCCAGUUGUACAUUUUCGUAUGGGCGGGUGCACGGCUGCAGCGGUAGUCAGCAGUCAAGGCAGCCGGGUGAAGCUGACGCCACAGACCUUGAAAAAAACAGGCAUGCGGAGGUGGAGCUGCGCGUCAGAUAUCGCGCCUGUAACUGCUUCAGAAGCAGAGUCGCUCGGUAACCAGGCUCGCCCCCUCCCACGGAAGCAAGCACUAACUUUCCUGCCUGCAGGUACCCCUCCGUCUGAACGACCCCUAAGCGGGGUUGGAAUCCACAGCAUCCACAUCGAACACGUACGGGCCAAGGAAGGGCAUCUGUACCCGGACAGGAAAACACAGCACAGCGAGGCGUGCAUGGGGUAUCAGGGGGUUUCACAGGGCGCAGCAGUCAAGGCAGCCGGGUGA